AAGGAAAACACUCAAAUAGUAAUAGCAUUUCUUUCUUCUGCCUUUCUAUCCCCCACCAGCCGACGUGUUCAUACGUAGUUUAUUCGUAUUAUUUUAGAAUAUUUAAUUUAGACUUCCAAUUUAAAUCGGAAGGGCAGGUGAACUGAGAAAUUUAUUCAUCUCUUGCAUCCUUCUUUGGUUUUCUUACCAUUAAUUAUAGACAGAUAGUUAUCUUUAGUUAUGUAGGGAGGUAUCCUUUUAAAACACACAAAUUUGUAGAGUGCAGAGAGUCGCACAGAUUGGAAACCCUUACCGUUAGUAAGGGUCCCUUACGGAUAACCUGGGAAUGAACUGAAGUGGAACACUUCGUUUGGGUACGUAUUAAGUUGUGAUUCAGGAGGGAUAUUACAGUGAUCCUUGGCCAUGUUUCAAUACGCUUUCGAUGCCAUCAAGGUCAAUUUGCCUUUCAACAAAAAGUCCAACGUCGCGAAAGAUAGUUCCAGCGAUGAAGACGAAGAAGAUGGACAAGAUGGGGCGCCUACUGCAUACCCAAAAUAUAAGUCAAAGGUGAUGAGUCCUGGUUCCUCAAAUCUAAUCUCCAAGACAUUCGACCCUACAGCGGACUUGGGAGACGGCACAAAAGACCCCGCUGGUGACCAAGAGGACAAUGAUGAAGGUCGAGAAAGCGUCCAGUCGACAGGGUUUAUUACACGCCUGGAUGAAUCAAUGCCUAAAGGGGUCAUAGAUCGGACUUACUGUUUCGAUAUUAAAACAUUUUGCUCCAAGAAUCACAAUUUCCAACUCCACUCUAAAGUGGAUUUUGAAGCAUUUCGCAGCAACGCAUCUCCAGCAUGGGCUGUCACGUCGAUGAAAAUACAUGUCUCUAAAAAGGAGAUACAAGCGAAGGAAACAUGUCGCCAUAAGAUCCAGAUUAUGAAAGUUGUAAGUGUUGGAUAUGAUUGGAUUGACGCGGAAUGGGGGGACAAUAAAGUCCAGCGGUUGCCAAAAUUGAAGGACCUACUUCCGAAAUAUCAAAUAAAAUCUGGUGACUGGCUGAAAGUACAUUUUGAACAACUUUAUGAGGCAGCUGAGGCACAAGGAUUAUCCGGUGAUGAAACCUUGGGCAAGAUUAUUAGUAUUCAGCCAAGCCAACAAAAAACAAUUGUAGGAAAAAUAACUAAACGAGGGAACGAAUUUUGUGUGGAAGACUACAUCUACGUCACCCUUGAAGCAAUAAAGGGUGGCCGUCAAAUUCCUCUCAACACACUUGUGCGAUGCGUGGCUGUCGAAUCGACUCAAAAAUUGAAACAUGGAGAAUUUCAGUGGCGAGCUGUAGAAGUGUCUUUGUCUAAUUUUAUGCAGCAUUUGACAGAUAACCACAAUCGAGAUGACGAGGAACACUUUUGUCAUGAAAAUGUUGACAUUCGCUACCGUGAUUUAUACGACAACCGAGGCGGAAUCAAAAUCAAGCCAGAGGCCUAUGUCAAGUUUCAGCCGGCCAUCAUUGGAACUUGUGUUCAAAAGUCUGUUUCCGUGCAGAAUAUGUCGAACCGAAGUAUCACGCUUCAAUCGAUUGAAUUUCCUCACGAUAAUGCAAUUUGCAAGUUUGAGUUGGAAUUACCUCAACGGGAUCGUGACGUUAUCAGAGUUCUUGCACCGGAGGACAUGUACACUUUUAAGGUCAAUUGUACUCCACUUCAAAUGGGCAGAACAAAAGAAAUGGGCCUAUUUGACUUUGGCGAGUUCAAAAUUGCUCGUGACUUCAUCAUUACGGGAUUAACGGCUGACGAGGAGCUGCUCAACAAGGUCAAGAAGCCGGAACAUGGACACCGUGCACAAAGGUUCAGUAGAAUCCGUGGAGUGGAGCAAAUCAGUGCACUAAUGAACGAUAACCAUCGGACUCGAAUUCGUGGAACUGCACCAAUUCGCGCCCCAUUCUUUGUUCCCUCAAGAAUACCAAGCUAUUCCGUACCAACUGAAAUAUGGGACGCCUACAGGGAGCAAUCUGAAGAAAUUAUUAAGCAACACUAUGCCGGAGUUUUAAUGGCUUUAGAUAUCAACAAUUAUCAGACCAAAUUCCAAGUCAGCCUGUGGUUUGAAGAAGUUGACAACGAUAUACGAAGGCGCCAGUAUGAUUUGGGAGGGGUCAGAUUCAAGAGAGCUUCGGAUUACUACACGUUUAUUGCCCCUCAUAUUCAAGACAUACAACCUUCCGUGCUUAUUGGCGACCCAAUUGAUGCAUUUGAUCCUGAGGACCCCAAAGCUGUAAAAUAUCAAGGAUUUAUCAAAAAGAUUCACGGGACUGAGGUGUCUGUUGGAUUUAGCGAUGCUUUUAACGAGACUUAUGGGGGCGGACUUCUCAGUGUUAGAUUCUGCCAAGGAAGGAUGACCUAUAAAAGACAGCACUAUGCUGUCGAGUUGGCUCUUCAAAACCUCGGAGAAAUGUUUUUAUUUCCUUUCGGAUUUUCGCAAACGGAAGUUAAAAACCCACGGAUUCCAUUUUUUGAAGAUGAGGAUUCAUCAAACGAAACAGUCACUGAUGAAGUAACCGAGCCCGUUGUUUCUACAACACAACAUCAGGAGGAUUCAGUUGCUCCUGCCUUUGGAUUAUUUGCAAAACGACAAGAGCCAAAUGAAAUUAAGAAAGCUCCUAACGCUGUGGAUAAGACAAACAGAAGAGUUCAAAGUCUUCGAACACGAUUUGUCAGCGACGUUCCGACCACAAAUUUUCUCAAUGAUGUCAAGCUAAACUGGUUCAAUAAAAAUUUGAAUGAGGAACAGAAAAAUGCUGUGCGACGUGUUUUAAGAGGACAAGCCCGACCACUUCCAUAUAUUAUUUUUGGACCUCCAGGAACUGGAAAAACAGUAACUGUGGUUGAAGCUAUAAUGCAAGUAAAUAAGUUGGAUCCAAACAGCAGGAUUUUGGUUACUGCUCCCACCAACCACGCAGCGGACGUCAUAGCAGAGUGCUUGGUUAAAAGUGGACAAUACCAUCCUGGAGAAUUUAUCCGGUUUAAUGGAUUCCUCAGACAAGAGCAAGGCAUACUGGAUUCCAUCAAGGAGUAUUGCACUGAUGGCGAACUACUGGAUCAUGUUGCUAUAAGCCGCUUAAUUGUGUCAACAUGCGCCACGGCGGGCCAAUUUUUCAGUCUUAAAUUGACACCUGGCCAUUUCACGCAUGUGUUUAUUGACGAAGCUGGGUACUGCACCGAGCCUGAGACUAUGAUCUCUGCAGUGAACCUUGCUAUCGAUCGAGAAGGACAGUUGAUUAUUGCGGGGGAUCCUAAACAACUAGGACCCGUCCUUAUGAGUGACAUUGCUCAAAAUCUGGACUUGAAUCUUUCCUUUCUUGAGCGUUUGAUGAACGGCAAGAAAGGAAUGCAAAACAUUUAUGGGCGGAACCCAGAAAAAUUUGGACAAGAAAAUUGUGGGUAUAACACCCUAGUUUUGACUAAACUGGUCAAAAAUUACCGUGCUCACGAAUCCUUGCUCAAGCUUCCGUCUCAUCUAUUCUACGAUGAUGAUUUAGUAGCAUGUGCCUCACAGGAAGAGGCUUACAUGUUAACCCAAAAUCACACAAUUUCUCAGAAGAUUUUACUUUCCCAAGGGGUCCCUAUUGUCUUCCACGGAGUUCAGGGCACCAGCGUUCGUGAGCGCGACUCCCCUAGUUGGUACAACGCUGCUGAAGUUAUGCAAGUUGUAAAUUAUGUCCGAACCCUUAAGUCUUGUGGAGUCGAAAAUGAUGAUAUCGGAAUUAUUACGCCGUAUCGAAAGCAGGCGGAGAAACUGCGUCUUGCUAUGAAAAUGGGGCUGCUUGAAGAUGAGAUUCCAAAGGUGGGUUCUGUUGAAGAGUUCCAAGGGGGUGAACGUCAAGUGGUUAUCAUAUCCACUGUACGCUCCUUAUACGAAGAUAAGAUAAACUCGUGUGUCCAACAACUUGGGUUCAUUUAUAAUGAAAAAAGAUUCAACGUCGCAAUUACACGAGCAAAAUCUUUGAUGAUCGUCGUUGGAAAUCCUCACGUCCUUUGCAAAGACAAGCACUGGAAAAACCUUCUUCGUUAUUGCAUAGAAUUGCAAGCCUACAAAGGCUGCAACUUGCCAAUUGAAUUGGACGAGGUUACAAACAAGCUGUAUUACGAUUUUAAAAAUCAGGAGGGCAGCAGGGAUGUUCCUACCCUUCCUCCUGACAUGGCAACUUUGACAUACAACCCUGAUGGGUUGGACGAGGAUGACUUUAAGGAUGCGUUGCAAUUGAAUUAACGUUGAGACACGACUAUGUUAAAAUGUAAUCAAAUUUGUUGUUGAAUUCAUUGGUCCAUGUAAUGUUGAAAAUGUGAAAGAUGAUGAUGAGGAUGAUACCGUCAACAAUUUCCGGAUUUUUCAUAAUGUAAUUGACUUUCCAGAAUUUGUGUUUGUUGUUUGGCUAUUUGUGUAUGUAUAUAUAUGUAGGGUGGCACGAACACAGUGGCACAUUUGAAUAUCGUGAAUUAUUAUUAUAACAAUAUUUAGAAAUAGUAUGCUAGCUGAUCAAGGUAAUGAUUAGCUGGCCACUUUGAAAAACACAAAUUUACGACAAAACAUGCAGGAGAUGGAUUUGGGUAGUGUUGGACUGUAAAUGCAAGCAUUUAACAUCAUGCCAUUUACAGAUUUAAAAUCCUUAAUUUUAGAUAGUUUUAUGUAUUCUACACAAAUGUAGUAAAAAAAUUAUAGUGCGUCUUUUACCUAUAAACAAUGCUAAACUUAAUUUUUGUAGUUCUUUUUUUCAUGUCUUCUGGUACGUAUUUCAUCCAACGUAUUGUAAAUGAGUUCAGUUGCAUGAAUAUAUUUAUAUGUUAUGUUAUUUGAUGAUGCAGUUUAAUAAAAUCAAAAUGCAUUUAAAAAAUU
Molecule: messenger RNA, 4863 nt
Organism: Folsomia candida
Lineage: Eukaryota; Metazoa; Arthropoda; Collembola; Entomobryomorpha; Isotomidae
Product: RNA helicase Mov10l1
Exons: 12
Coding region: 403-4239 (1278 amino acids)
Molecular function (GO): helicase activity
Source: RefSeq, a predicted model, not a curated record